GAACACACUUCUUUUAUCGCCGGGAUCUCCAAUUGUGUGACCCCAGCUCCCCUCUUUAAGUGGCGUGGACGAUGCCGCAGCCUUUGUGCUGCGGGUUAGGGAGCCGGGGCAAGAGGCCUGGAGCACGCGCGGUCGCCGCGUCUCGGCUCUUUCUGGCUGGAGCGUCAGCCGCUGGCUACUGGAGAAUCCAAGUGGCGCUGAGCUUCUUCGUGACCUUAGAGAUUAUCUCGAUUUGUGGGUAUCGUGGACCCUUGCGUAAAUUCACAGAGAAACAUGAAUGGAUAACAACAGAAAAUGGUAUUGGAACAGUGGGAAUCAGCAAUUUUGCACAGGAAGCUUUGGGAGAUGUCGUUUACUGUAGUCUGCCUGAAAUUGGGACAAAACUGAACAAACAAGAUGAGUUUGGUGCUUUGGAAAGUGUGAAAGCUGCUAGUGAACUCUAUUCUCCUCUAACAGGAGAAGUAACUGAAAUUAAUGAAGCUCUUGCAGAAAAUCCAGGACUUGUCAACAAAUCUUGUUAUGAAGAUGGUUGGCUGAUCAAGAUGACAUUGAGUAACCCUUCAGAACUAGAUGAACUAAUGAGUGAAGAAGCAUAUGAGAAAUACAUAAAAUCUAUUGAGGAGUGAAAAAUGGAACUCCCCCCUAAAUAAAGUAGUAUGAAACAACUUAAUCUAGCAUAGUUGUCUUAAAUUAGUGGUGAAUAGAAUUUUUAAAAUAACAAUUUGUAUUCAUACCAUGGAAAAACAAACUACAACAAUGCUAUUGGAAGAAAAUGCUCCUUAACCUUCCAAUGAUCGAAGAUAAACACAAUUUGCAUCUUUUUUUACAACCCCUGUGAUUUUUAAGAUAGGCUACAAUUAUAAUAUUCAGAACUCCUAAGAUCAUCUGUGGUGAAAUCUAGUUGUCAAAAUUAUGUAUUUCAAAGAUAACAUUUUAUCUUAAACCUUAUUAAUAUUGUAACUUAGAUCAGUUUCUGGAUUUCGGUCAAAAUACUUAAUGAGCCUUCCAUUGGAAAUCAUUGGCAGUGGAGAUAAGUUUUUGUUAGCGUCAGAUGACGAACAAAACUAUCUUAGUUUAGCAAUAUACUAAGUUUGCUGGUGCUAUUUUUAUACAGUGAAGCAGCAGCCUUGUGGGAAAACAAGAAAGUUUAAUAAUAAAACAUUCAACUUCUUCAUUAAUCUUGA
This is a messenger RNA of Phyllostomus discolor (pale spear-nosed bat), 1184 nucleotides long. It is a transcript of the gene GCSH, whose product is annotated as glycine cleavage system protein H. Gene Ontology annotation, cellular component: glycine cleavage complex; mitochondrion; cytoplasm. Lineage: Eukaryota; Metazoa; Chordata; Mammalia; Chiroptera; Phyllostomidae. The transcript has 5 exons. The record is from RefSeq and is a predicted model, not a curated record. The coding region runs from base 72 to 626 and encodes 184 amino acids. Gene Ontology annotation, biological process: glycine decarboxylation via glycine cleavage system; protein lipoylation.